AUGGACCCCUCGCCAGACUUUGUACUCGUCUUCUCGACGGAUCCGAACUACAACUCGCCCGUGCGUGGCCUCAGCAGCGACCAGGACUCAAAGGUCCGCUCGAAGCGCGCCGAUCAGCUGCGGGACGAGUAUGCGAAGCUCGUCGAGGUGCUGGAGGGCGCCGAACUAAAGGUGACUGGCAGGAACGGUGCAGAGGGGACCAACACGGUGCUACUCUUCGUCAAGGCGGGCGAGCAGAGGGUGCGUGAGGAAGUGACCCGCGAACGGAUGUCCGACUGGCUCCACGGCUUGGGCAGCUCGAGGCCGAGUCCGCGCGAGCCGAGCGACUUUGCGGCUGAACCCAUCGAGGAGGCGGAGCGCAUCCGCGUCGUCUACUCGAUUCUCACGGCCGCCUCAAUCCGAUCUUCUGCCUCGACAGGCCCGACAUGCGGUCUCCCCGUCGCGUCGCAGCUCCCGCCAACGCCCGCCAACAAGGUCGAGUUCCCGCACCUCAUCGACAUGUUCCCGCCUCACAACGCCGCGUACAACAAGCUGUGGCUCCGCAGGUGGUCGCACCUCCCCGCCACCCAGUCUGGCAACACUCCCGCGACCAAGAACCCCCUCGAGCUCCUCACGAUCCCGCAGAGCGAGCUCGACGACUUGAAGGCGCACCUCGGUGAAAAGGUCGCGCUCUACUUCGCCUUCCUCUCGUACUACUUCCGCUCGCUCCUGUUCCCCUCCGUCAUCGGACUCUUCUUCUGGCUGCUCGGCCUCUCGUUCCACCCGCUCCUCGGGAUCGGCUUCGUCGGCUGGAGCGUCGUCUUCAUCGAGACCUGGCGCCUUCGCGAAAAGGCCAUCGCCGUCCAGUGGGGCACGUACCGCUACGAGCGCGUCGAGAUCGAGCGCCCGGGCUUCCGCGGCGAGGGCAAGGAGGUCGACCCCGUCAGCGGCAUCACGAGGGAGAAGUGGUCGUUCAGGCGCACCUUGACUCGUAGCCUCGCGAGCUUGCCGGCCUACUUUGCCUUCAUUGGCUUCCUCGGGACCAUCAUCUCGGCCAUCUACGUCGUCGAGACCCUCGUCAGCGAGGUCUACAGCGGGCCCUUCAAGAAGUUCCUGACCCUCAUUCCGACCGUCCUCUUCGUGACCCUCGUGCCCCAAGUCAACGCGCUCUGGAGCUUCACGGCGAGCAAGCUCACGACGUUCGAGAAUCACCCUCGCCAGUCGGAGCACGAGGCGAGCUUGACGAUCAAGACGUUUGCGCUCAACUUUGUCGCGGCGUACGGCAACUUGCUCCUCACGAGCUACGUCUACAUUCCCUUCGGCUCGUUCCUCGUCCCGCACAUCCUCACCCGCCUGCCGUCCCGCCACGCCGCCGCUCUCUCUGCGACCACCUCAAAGACCCUCCAGUCCGGCUCCUUUAGCAUCAACUCCUCCAAGCUGCACACCCAGCUCAUGGCCUACACGCUCACCGGUCAGAUUACCGGCGCCUUCCUCGAAGUCGGCCUCCCUUACCUCCAAGCGAAGCUCAUGCCGGUCGUCCAGGAGAAGCUUCACCACACGGCUGCGGCUGACAAGGCUCGCGAGAAGGCGGGUACGAGCGACCACGAGGAUGAGAAGGACUUCCUUGCACGCAUCAGGCAGGAACAGCUCCUCCCGACGAACGAGAUCUUUGGAGAGUAUCAGGAGAUGGCCCAGCAGUUUGGCUACAUCGUCCUCUUUGCCGUCAUCUGGCCCGUCAGCCCGAUCUGGAGCCUCAUCAACAACUUUUUCGAGAUCCGCUCCGACGCCUUCAAGCUCACUUCGCAAGCCCGCCGCCCGAUCCCGUACAGGACGAGCAGCAUCGGCCCUUGGCUCGACGUUAUCGGCUUCCUCUCGUACCUAGGCGCCUUGACGACUUCCUCGCUCAUCUACCUCUACCAGCCUCGCAAGACCUUCCCCGGCGCGACAGCCGGCUACAUCGCCAACCUCACACACCACAACGUCUCGCUCCCAGCGAACGGUACCGCUGCUUUCUGGACGAGUCGCCUCUCGCACGCCCAGUCUAUUUCCCUUCCGCCUCCCUCCGACGCGCCUCAACUUCUCGGCGCUCUCCCUCCCGCGACCGGCUCGUCCGACACUAUCUCGGCAAUCAAGAACCUCCUCCUCACCGCCGCUGUUAUCGCACUCGCCUCGUCGCACGCCUACCUUAUCAUCCGCGCCUUCACGCGCUGGAUCCUCACUCGCCUCGUCUGGGACGGCUCCAUCGCGCAGCAGUUCGUCAAGAGGCGCGAGUUGGAGCUCAAGCGGUCGUGGCUGGACGAGCAGGGGAUGCGCAUUCCCCCGAAGGAGAUGGCGCGGAGGGCGAUGGGAUGGGUUAGCGAGGACGCGAGGGAGGAGCAGAAGCGCGAGGGACACGAAGGGUUCAAGGUUGAGGAGGUUGGCGCGCCGGCGGACGCGGCGAUGGAUGUCGACACGCUGCCCGAGUUUUGGAAGAGGGAGAACGAGGCGGAACGAAUCGUGCAGGCUAUCGGCAAGACUGACUGA
Molecule: messenger RNA, 2502 nt
Organism: Rhodotorula toruloides NP11
Lineage: Eukaryota; Fungi; Basidiomycota; Microbotryomycetes; Sporidiobolales; Sporidiobolaceae
Product: Calcium-activated chloride channel family protein
Exons: 8
Coding region: 1-2502 (833 amino acids)
Biological process (GO): chloride transmembrane transport
Cellular component (GO): cortical endoplasmic reticulum
Molecular function (GO): chloride channel activity
Source: RefSeq, a predicted model, not a curated record